CGCCACUGUGAUCAGCUGGUUUUCAAUAAUGCAACACCGGCGACUCCUUUAAUUUUUUUUCAUUUUCUUGAGCUUUUGAUGAUUUUUCAUUUUAUAACAAGUGAAAAAUGAUGGACAAGCGGAAGAAAAUUAAGAGGUCCAACUUUUCUAGCGAGGAAUCUGACAAUAGCUCCAUAAGCUCUUCCAUAACAUCCUCGUCAUCCUCUGAUGAGGAAACUGAUGCAAAAGAUUUAAAACCUAUCAAAGAAUAUUUGUCAAAUCGAAAAGAACUUGCAUCUCAACUCUUCAAAUCAGUGAAAGCUGAAAAAAUACGUAUGAUGCUGCCUCAAAUUCUUAAGAAAAUUGAAUUUAGUGACUUGGAAGAGUUAUGUGCCAAUGAACUAACUGGCAUGUCUAAAGCAAGGAUAAUGAGUAUAUUAAAUGGGCAAGAGAUGCUGCAGUCAUCCAAUACAGAAGAUUCUGACGACUCAGGUCCAUCGCUUGAAAUUGUUUCUGAUACUGAAUGGUUAAGUGAUGAUAAGUCAAGUAUAAAAGUUGAAGGUGCUAAAUUGAAAAAAAAUUCUAAGAAGUUAAAAAAAUUAAAUAGUAAAUUUAAAAGUAAAUUGAAUGAAAAAGGGAAAAAUGGGAAGUUGAGCUCAAAAGUUAAAGUAGAAAAGGUAAAAAUCGAGGGCAAAAACAAAGCCAAAGAAAAGCCUAAAGAAAAAGAGAAGGAAGGUGAAAGUCUUUUGGAUCUUUUAGAACUUGAAAUGAGAGCUCGAGCAAUUAAAGCAUUAUUGAGAAAAGAAGAUGAAUUACCUGCUACUUCAUUGGAAGGUCUCAAAAAUCAAGCUUCAGGAUCUGGAAUCUUGAGUAAUGUUAGUGUGCAAGCAAGGCAGGCAAAUUUGAAAGAACAGCUUGAAAAAAUUGAUGUUUUAAUGAAACAUGGUGAUGAUGAGGAUGUAUAUGUUGUUAUAAAUCCAGCUCCAACAAUAGAAUUACUUUCAAGUGAUGAUGAAAAAGAAAAUCAAUCCAAAAAGUCUCGAGAUCAUCCAAGCCCAAGUAAAGUAGCACAAAACGGAGAAAGAGUUGAAGUGAAAGAGAGAACAACAGUUUUAAAUAAACUUAUGAAUGUUGAUAAAAAUACAAAUGAAAAUCCUCAAGUUAAUAUAAAGAAAGGGAAGGAUGCAAAAGGAAAAGAAAAAGGUAAACAUAAUGGAAAUUCUAAUUUACCAAUGAGUGUAAUUGAAAGUAACAAUGAUGACAAAGUUGAAAGUCCAAAAGAGCCAUUAAAAGAAGAAGAGUUAGAAGAGGGAGAAAUUAUUGACAACGAGGAUGAUGAAAAAGAACAAAAGAAAGUCUUGAAAGCAGAUGUGGAAUCACUGAUGAAAGAAAAAAUAAAAAAGAUCAAAAAGAACCCGAACAUCAGGUCUAAAAAGAGUUGCAAGCAAAGUGAUAGUGACUCUGAUAAUGGAAUCGUGACGAAAGAGAUGCCCGAGGCUGAAAAUAUCGAAGUUAAAAAAAAAGAAACAGUAGUCGAGCCUAUAGAAAUAAAAGAUUCACCCGAACGGAAAGCAUCGAACGAUCCAGGGUCAAGAUCGCGCAGAAAUUCGAAUACAAGUUCGCAACUUGACGUUGAUGAUGAUAAAGCAUUAGAUAUCGAGGAGAUUAUUAAUCUAGAUGAUUAUCCGGACGACAUGGAUGAACCAGAGAAACCAAAAUCUCUUGAGCCCCAAAUUAAGCAAUUGGAACAAUCGACGGCAGGUUCAAAGUCGGAAACUUGGGCGUCUCGUUAUGUACAGCAAGAUGAGGUACAAAGCGUCAUACGAGAGUCGAAGAUUCAGUCGGAGAUACGUAAACGAUUGAGGGAGAGACAACGACAAAGUAAAUUCAACAAUUCAUCUAAGGAAUCGGAAAUAUCGACACCCGAACCGAUUACAGUUCUAACAACUACAGGUUCAGUCGAGGAAUAUUUAGCUUUGAAAAGACAUGCCGAAGGCGAUUUGACAGCAGAUGAAUCUUUGAGUCAAGGUAAGACUGACGUGACGAUUGACUCAUCAGUAGUAAUUGUAAAAAAACCUCAGCUCAUUUUGUCGUUAAAAGUCAAGGAGCAACAAAUUGAAGAGCUAGUCGUUAACACUAAGGAAGAGCAAACUUUAGACACAAACGUCGUGAAAAAGUGUGAAAAUACACCCGAAAGGACUAUAGUUAUCAAGGAAGAUUCGUCGUUGAAAGACAAACGCGUAGUCCUUGUAAGACCAAAAGAUGAUCUAAACAGUGAUUCGAGUGACGAUAACGUGACAGUCAAGAUCAACAAUAGUUCAUGGAACGACUCACAACACUCGGAGCUUCGAUCGGAUUAAACCCCACAUCUUUUUCAUUCUACGUCAAACUAUCAGUUUUAUUAUUAUCAUAAUUAAUUUACAUGCGGUUCUUGGAAUGACCCGAUUCAAAUUUGAAGUCCUCGCAGUAGAACUUAUCGUUCUACCUUUACUGGUCACUGUGAAAUCUUGCAGACUCGUACGACAAUAUUGUCGACUGAAAUCCAUUGCUACCAAACAGCACGUCUCUUAUGUUCACGCAAAGGCGAUUUAUCAUUGCAAUUAAACUGAACUAUAAAAUUUAUUUGUUGUAUAUAAGUUUUAGUUUCGCUUAUAGAUGAUAUUUAUUGAUUAAUUUUUGGUUUUGAAGUGUAACAAACAUUAGAAAAUUUUUUUUAUAAAAUAGUUCAACAAUGAUAGCCAUCUAAAAGACUGGUCAUUGAAAAACUUAGCAAUUUAAAAGAUUUUCUCACGUGAAAAUAAAAUGAUUUUAUUUUGAUACAAGAAUUCUCUUGAUAAACAUAAGCAAUAACUGAAUAUCGUCAAUAAAUCAAUUUAUAAAUAAAUCGUACACUAUACAUUUCUUAAAUUUGAAUUAUUCGUAUUACAUAAUGUUCUUUGUAAAACACGUGACCUUCUAAGAUUGCCGAAAGUAAAAAUAACGUCUGUGCAUUGUGCGUGGUUUGAACUAUGUAAUUCUCCGCUCAAAACUAUUCCAUUGUGCGUUCUUCGAUAUACAGUGCCGCUCACGCACUUUUACCCCCCCACGGGCAAAAUCAGUCUAACUUCAAAGUUUUAUAUCUCUGGUAGAAAUUAACGUACAGAGACGCGCGUCGGUGCGUUUGAAAGGUCUUUCGGAGAGCUUUCAAAUGAUAUGAUUCACGGUUGCCAUCGAUUGUUUUUUUAAAUUUUGCAACAAUUAUGCAAAAUUGAAAAUUCUGAAAUUUUUUUAUUAUUUUUGACAAAUAGCCAAUUUUGGAAAAAAAAUAGUACAAAAAUUUGAAGUACGCCACUUUUUAGCUAUUACCAAGCCCUAUCUGAAUCACUCAUCAAAAAUUUAUUUUCGUCAAAUAUGACGCGCGCACGGGCAUUUUUUCCUGGAAGUGACAGUUUUUUUCAACAUUUUUUAUCUCCGUCAAAUUGUAACAAUCGAAAAAAAUUUAUAGGAGAAAAAAUGUUUGUUGUUUCACGUAGAAUACUGCAAUAAUUUUUUUUUUGGUUUUUCGAAAAAUUUUUUUUUUCGGUUUAAAUUAUUUUUCAAGGUCGAAACAAAAAAAAUUUUUUUUUUUAUGUAAUUUACGAUACUUGUUAUGUAGUAUUAUUGAAUGGAUGGAAAAAAAUUUUUUUUUGUGGUUUCUCAUCUUUUUAGCGUACCGACUGUGAGAAAAAAAAAUUGAAAAAAACCGAAAAAAAAAAUUUUUCGAAAAACCAAAAAAAAAAUUAUUGCAGUAUUCUACGUGAAAAAACAAACAUUUUUUCUCCUAUAAAUUUUUUUCGAUUGUUACAAUUUGACGGAGAUAAAAAAUGUUGAAAAAAACUGUCACUUCCAGGAAAAAAUGCCCGUGCGCGCGUCAUAUUUGACGAAAAUAAAUUUUUGAUGAGUGAUUCAGAUAGGGCUUGGUAAUAGCUAAAAAAUGGUGUACUUCAAAUUUUCGUACUAUUUUUUUUUCCAAAAUUGGCUAAUUGUCAAAAAUAAUAAAAAAAUUUCAGAAUUUUCAAUUUUGCAUAAUUGUUGCAAAAUUUAAAAAAACAAUCGAUGGCAACCGUGAGUCAUAUCAUUUGAAAGCUCUCCGAAAGACCUUCCAAACGCACCCACGCGCGUCUCUGUACGUUAAUUUCUACCAGAGAUAUAAAACUUUGAAGUUAGACUGAUUUUGCCCGUGGGGGGGUAAAAGUGCGUGAGUGGCACUGUAACUCAUCAUUGUUUCACGAGAUCAAGAA
This is a messenger RNA of Phymastichus coffea, 4238 nucleotides long. RefSeq names its product FK506-binding protein 5. The record is from RefSeq and is a predicted model, not a curated record. The transcript is spliced from 4 exons. The coding region runs from base 108 to 2339 and encodes 743 amino acids. NCBI's taxonomy places the organism in Eukaryota, Metazoa, Arthropoda, Insecta, Hymenoptera, Eulophidae.